AAGGGUUUGAUGUAUUUCAAAAAUCAAAGUAUUGAUUUUAUGAUGAUAGAGAUCUGAAGCCUUGGUUUUUGCAUUUCUUUUCUUCAAGGGUAUGGGGAAUUUGUUUCAGAGGAUUUAGUCUGAGCUUUUGUAAGGCGGGGGUAUGACAGUCCGGCCUUCCCAAGAUUGCUUGUCCAUAAGAAAUUCAAAUUGGGAUGACGAAGUUGGGAGUGCUCAAGAUGAUCCUCAAUUGGAAAUGGCUUGAACAUAUGCCUGAGGUUGAACGCAUGCCAGAACGUAUCAAAAGAUGGCUUAGGACAGAAUGGCUUUGGCGAGCAUAUGCAAAUAGGCUACAUACUCAGUGGCAGAAGAAUUUCCAGUGGAUCCUGGUAGAACCUUACCGGCGGCCGAGAUCCUUUAUACCAUUUAUAUCAAUAAAUAUUGCAGCGUUCUACACAGGUGUUGUAGGUGCAGCAAUUAAAGAACAACUUUACAAGGAAAAAUAUUGGGAGGAGCAUCCAGGGGAGGCUGUUCCAAUGAUGAAGCCAUCAUUUUACGGGGGCCCUUGGAGGGUUCAAAGAGAGGAUUUUAAAGAGCCUUGAAAUCAAUGUUCAUGUGUGAAGCAACAAGGCCCUUGGAGGGUUCAAAGAGAAGAUUUUAAAAAGCCUUGAAAUCAAUGUUCAUGUAAAUUCUCUACUUCUUAGUGCACUUCCAAGUUAUUUUAAUGUCAAAAUUAGGGUAAACUAAAUACUGAUUCUUGCUUCUUUUUAAGGUGUGAAGCAACAAGCAACAAGUAUUUCUAGAUGAUUCUUUUGUAGUAUAUCCUGUUUUCAAAAUUAUAAAUAUGAAAUCUUGUACUUUCUAACAAGGAACAUCCAGUAAGGUGCAAAGUUGUAGCCUGUUCUUUGAAUAUGGCCUUUAAAUGCUUUGACUUCAAAUUUUAUUUUGAUUCUGUGUUUGUAUUAUUCAAGCAUAUUCUUGUAUGAUCUAAAAUCUAGUAGACGAAAGUUAUCAUUCAAGAAAGAAAAUGUAUAAAAGGAAUUUUAAGUUUCCCUUAAA
Cryptomeria japonica (Japanese cedar) is the source of this 1038-nucleotide messenger RNA. RefSeq lists its product as uncharacterized. The record is from RefSeq and is a predicted model, not a curated record. NCBI's taxonomy places the organism in Eukaryota, Viridiplantae, Streptophyta, Pinopsida, Cupressales, Cupressaceae. The transcript is spliced from 6 exons. The coding region runs from base 195 to 581 and encodes 128 amino acids.